ACUCGAGCAGGCUGGCUGGAGCUCGCUAGACUAGCUUCUCGGAACUGUCAAUUCAUUGUCCGAGACUAUCAAAAAUGGCAUCUUCUAGUAGUACAUACAGGCUCAGUUGCACCAUCCCUGGCCAUGAGAUGGAUGUGAGGGGCCUUGCCACUGCUGCUUUCCCCGAGGGAGGGUUUGUGUCUGUGUCCCGAGACAGAACAGCAAGAGUAUGGGCACCAAAUGCAAGUCCUGAUGGUGGUUUCUGUGAAGCCCACUGUAUGAGUGGUCAUUCCAACUUCGUCUCGUGUGUCUGCAUCAUCGCGCCCAAUGAGACCUACCCACGCGGACUCAUCGUAACUGGCGGCAACGACAACAACAUCUGCGUCUUCUCUCUGGAUCGAGCCGAACCCAUGUAUACCCUCAAAGGACACAAGAACACAGUGUGUUCCCUGUCUGCUGGGCGGUUUGGGACGCUCCUCAGCGGCUCCUGGGACACUACAGCUAAAGUCUGGCUCAACGACAAGUGCAUGAUGACGCUGCAGGGCCACUCUGCGGCGGUGUGGGCCGUAGUCAUUCUGCCGGAACAGGGCCUGAUGCUGACCGGAUCCGCCGACAAGACCAUCAAGCUGUGGAAGGCUGGACGCUGCGAGAGGACCUACUCUGGCCAUGAGGAUUGUGUUCGUGGCUUGGCGGUUGUGAGUGAUCUCGAGUUCUUCUCGUGUAGUAACGACGCCAGUAUUCGCCGCUGGAUGGUGACGGGGGAGUGUGUUCAAGUCUACUACAGCCACACCAACUACAUAUACAGCCUGGCAGUCUUCCCCAACGGACAAGACUUUGUGAGUACUGGUGAGGACCGGACUGCGCGUGUGUGGAGGGGCGGGGAGUGUGUCCAGACCAUCCGGUUGCCGGCCCAAUCAGUGUGGAGCUGCUGUGUACUGGCCAAUGGGGACAUCGCAGUCGGGGCCAGUGACGGCAUGAUUCGUGUCUUCUCGGCGUGUGAGGAGCGCGUGGCGAGUGCCGCUGACCUGGCGGCGUUUGAGGAGGAGCUGUCGAGAGCCACCAUCGACCCCAAGACUGGAGACCUGGGAGACAUCAAGAUGGAGGAGUUACCCGGCAGAGAACAUCUCAUAGAACCAGGUAACCGUGACGGCCAGACGCGCCUGAUAAAGGAGGAGGGGCACGUGGAGGCGUAUCAGUGGAGCGUAGCGGAGGAGCGCUGGGUGAAGAUCGGAGACGUGGUGGGGGGGUCGUCCCAAAACAGAUCAGAGAGGACCAUGUACGAGGGCAAGGAGUAUGAUUUUGUCUUCACUAUUGAUGUGAAUGAGGGCGGUCCCAGUAUGAAGCUUCCGUAUAACGUGACUGAUGACCCCUGGUUGACAGCACACAACUUCCUGCAGAAGAACGACCUGAGCCCCAUGUUCUUAGACCAGGUGGCCAACUUCAUCAUCGAGAAUACCAAGGGACACACACUAGGCACUGGAACGCCAUCCAGCGACCCCUUCACAGGUGCUGGACGGUACGUACCUGGAGCCUCAAACCAGGGACCCGGAUCAGGAGCUGACCCCUUCACAGGAGCAGGCAGAUACAUACCAGGGACAGGACCAACACACACAGGAGGCAGCGGGGUAGCGGACCCCUUCACAGGUGGCAGUGCCUACUCCUCCGCUGGCUCCAGACAGACCAACAGCAGUUCUAGUUCCAAUAUCUAUUUCCCCAAAGCAGAGGGGGUCACCUUCGAACAGGCCAACGCAACACAGAUCACAGCUAAGCUGCGUGAGUUGAACUCCUCUGCUCCUGGGGAGGUGCGGUUGCCAGAGGAGGUGCUGGUGAGCCUGGAGCGCCUCCUGCAGGCCGUUAGUGAUAGCACACAGCAGACCACACCCUCAGAUGAGCAGAUAGAAGCCCUGCUGAAGAGCACACACUGGCCAGAAGACAUCGUGUUCCCCGUGUUGGACAUCUUGCGCCUGGCAGUGCGCCACCCGGAGGUCAACUCGCGCCUGUGCAGCGGCACGGGGGGCGUGUCCCUGUGUAACCACCUGCUCUCCCUCAUGAGCCCCGGCGGCCGUCCGGCCAAUCAGAUGCUGGCCCUCCGCACGCUCUGCAACUGCUUCUCGGCGGCCGCCGGCCGGGCGCUCCUAUUGGCCCAGAGGGAGGCGGUGCUAAGCCACGCCUCCGACCUGCGCGCGGCGUCCAAUAAGAACGUGCACGUGGCCCUGGCCACCCUGGUGCUGAACUACGCCGGCGCGCUGCUCGGGCGAGCGGCCGGCUCGGAGCUGGAGGGCAAAGCGCAGUGUCUGUCGGUGGCCUCGGCCGCGCUGGAGUGCGUGACGGACAGGGAGGCCGUGUUCCGACUGCUGGUCGCCUUGGGAACCACGGUGGCGGGGGACGGCACGGCCAAGGAGCUGGCGCGCUCGCUAGGGGUGGCCUCGCAGAUCCACAAGUACGCAGGCGUCACCGAGCCCGCUAAAGUGGGAGAGUGCUGCAGGCUACUGCUCAACCAGCUGGAGUAGCGCACACACACACACACACACACACACACACACACACACACACACACACACACACACAC
Messenger RNA from Engraulis encrasicolus (European anchovy), 2548 nucleotides. It is a transcript of the gene plaa, whose product is annotated as phospholipase A2-activating protein. Gene Ontology annotation, biological process: ubiquitin recycling; proteasome-mediated ubiquitin-dependent protein catabolic process. Lineage: Eukaryota; Metazoa; Chordata; Actinopteri; Clupeiformes; Engraulidae. The record is from RefSeq and is a predicted model, not a curated record. The coding region runs from base 75 to 2489 and encodes 804 amino acids. The transcript is spliced from 15 exons. Gene Ontology annotation, molecular function: ubiquitin binding. Gene Ontology annotation, cellular component: cytoplasm; nucleus.